CAAAAUUUGCGGUUUCUCUCUCUCUCUCUGGGUUACUGUAACCAGCACCACCAGUACAGUACAGAUUCCCUCCUCACGCACACAUCCCGAAACGAACUCGCUUCCCAGAUUCUAUCUCUCUCUCUCUCCGCCUCUGACUCUGUUUUCGACUUAACUUUCCCAACGAUCAAUCUUUUCAAGGUGAGCCAAAAUUCAGAAGGGUCUGAAACGGUGUGGUAAGUUAAAGUGGAGCUGAGAGAUCAGUCACUUAAAGCUGAACUUCAACACCUACUCCAUCUGUAAGCUGGUGGUGAGGUAUGAGACUUUUCUUUCACUAGGGAAAAUCUGCUGCCUUUCGAUUCUUGAAAGCUAAACCAAGAUUCGCUAUCUUCUGAACUUUGCUGGAUUCAAGCUCGCUAGCAAUUGCAAUACUGUUAUUUUGUGUUACUCUGUUACCGUUUUGAUGAUUUCCUUCGAUUCUGUGGGGUGUUUUCUGGCAGUAGAGACCAUGAAACCCUGCAAACUUGGGGCUUACUAAAACCCUAACCGAUUUGUUUAUUGAUAUUGCAUCGGAAAAAAGGGGUUCUUCUACACCAACGCUCUCAAGGCACUCUGAAUCCACUUUGCUAAUUGUUUUCUUUCGUUAACUAACUUCAUUUGAUGUUAGAAUCACAUUGAUUCAUCGUAUAUUAGAUCUCUAUAUCAGAUUUUGGUUGGGGUUACUUGGAAUCAUAUAGUUAAGAAAAUGGAAUGUGUAGCUAAAUCUUCCAAACCUCCUUCAAAUAUAUCUGAAAUAGCAUCCAAAUUCGCCAAAGUUUGUAGAUUUAGGUCCAUUGGUGUCUUCCCCUCUGAAAAUCAACUGCCCCACCACCGCCCCCUAUGUCCCAGCAAUAGGAACAAUGGACCACCAUUGGCUGAUGACUUCGGUGAUGCUACUGAGGAGGGCCAAUGUGAUGGCGAGAAAGUCUAUCCCAAAUCAGUCGAGGUACAAACCAAAAGCAAUGAAUGUGGUCAUGUCGAGAUCUGCUUCUUGUUUGACACAGUUUCAGCUCUCAAAUUGGCUUAUGUUCAGCUUCAACAAGCUCAUAUUUCAUAUGACCUGGAUGAAAUCACAGCUGCUAAUGAAGUCAUUGUCUCUCAACUGGAAACAUUGUGCAAGAUUAAGCGUGCCUACAACAAAGAGAAGCAAUUUGAAAAAUCCAAUUCAAUUUCAGCUUGUUCAGCGCUUCUGCUAGCAGAAAUUCAAGUUAGUGAGGGGCUGUUAGAGAAAUUGAAGUCCCAAAAAAAAGUGAAGGAGGCUGAGGUAGCUAGUUUGCGACAAGAAUUUCAGGAUCUGGAUUUGAAAAACAGAAAACUAGCCGAAGCGUUGAGACAGAGAGAAAAGGAGAAUGAUGGGGCCUUAAUUGUGUCUUCCUUUCGUGACAUUGUCGAAAUAGCUUUAAAGGCCAUUCAUGACUUCUCAAAGCCAUUAAUUGCCCUAAUGAAAGCUUCAGGUUGGGAUCUAGACCAGACAGCAAAUGCAAUUGAAGACUCUGUUUUGUAUUUGAAGAGGUCUCACAAGAAGUAUGUGUUUGAAGCUUACAUUGCCCGCAAAAUGUUCUAUGGGAUCUCACUCCAACCUUACAAUGUUCACAAUAUUGUGAGGUUUGAUGAACCAAUUGAUGCUUUAAUAGCAGAACCCAAUUCUAGUUUUGCCAAGUUUUGCAGAACAAAGUAUCUGUCGAUAGUUCAUCCAAAGAUGGAAGUGUCAUUCUUUGGGAAUUUGGAUCAUAGAACGUUUGUAUCUCAUGGAAAGCAUCCCAGAACACAGUUCUACCAAGCUUUUGUCAAAAUGGCAAGAUGGGUUUGGGUUCUACAGGGGACCACUUCAACUGAACCCAAAGCUGAAAUGUUUGGAGUAAAGCGAGGAAGUGAAUUCUCCGAUGCUUAUAUGGAAUACGUGGAGGAGUACAAGGAAGACAUGGGGGUAUAUGAUGAAGAGCAAUCAAGAUUCAGGGUUGAGUUUAUGGUCACGCCCGGGUUUAAAAUUGGAGAGACAUUGGUAAAGUCUCGGGUUUAUCUUUCAAAAAUGAGAUUUUCAAACAGUACAUGCUAGGAGGCGGCCCUCUGGCAAACUGGUAAUUCAGGAAAAUCCAAUCACUUUUUGGUUCUGAACAUAUGCAACGUUGCCCUUUAAGUGAAAGUUAUUAGUGCAAUUUUACCCUCAUAGCUAGCAUGGUAUGAAUCAAAGUUGUUUUUCUAAUUUAAUCUUUUGCAGAUAGCUAUGUUUGUAAGGGUGCAGCGAUGGUGUCUGUUGCCUGCUAGAUUGUAAAUAUAUCUCUCGUUAAUGAUACCUUUAUAACUAUCGCAUGGUGCUCAUAAGUUCUUAGAUGCAACUUGUUACCUUUAUUUGUGGGAUACAGGACACACAAAUAGCUUGUUAUUUGAUUAGCUUCUGUUUGAUUUGAG
Molecule: messenger RNA, 2427 nt
Organism: Ilex paraguariensis (yerba mate)
Lineage: Eukaryota; Viridiplantae; Streptophyta; Magnoliopsida; Aquifoliales; Aquifoliaceae
Source: the annotation of a GenBank genome assembly